Heterocephalus glaber (naked mole-rat) is the source of this 1963-nucleotide messenger RNA. The record is from RefSeq and is a predicted model, not a curated record. Lineage: Eukaryota; Metazoa; Chordata; Mammalia; Rodentia; Bathyergidae.
CCCGGCGCGGCCCCGGAACUCUGGGCGGCACCGCGUUCCGGGAACUUUGGGCACCGCCUCCGGGACCCCCCGCCGGCCAGCAGGCGGGAUGGUGCCUGCCUCGUGCCCCGUGGUGCCUGUCUGCUGAUGUGCUCGGCCCGUGCCCGCCAUGUCGCACUCCAUCUCGGCCUUCCAGGCCGCCUACAUUGGCAUCGAGGUGCUCAUCGCCCUGGUCUCGGUGCCUGGGAACGUGCUCGUGAUCUGGGCUGUGAAGAUGAACCAGGCGCUGCGGGACGCCACCUUCUGCUUCAUCGCGUCGCUGGCGGUGGCUGAUGUGGCGGUGGGCGCCCUGGUCAUCCCGCUGGCCAUCCUCAUCAACGUCGGGCCGCAGACCUACUUCCACACUUGCCUCAUGGUGGCCUGCCCCGUCCUGAUCCUCACGCAGAGCUCCAUCCUGGCCCUACUGGCCAUCGCCGUGGACCGCUAUCUCCGCGUCAAGAUCCCUCUGCGGUACAAGACGGUGGUGACCCCACGGAGGGCAGCAGUGGCCAUAGCUGGCUGUUGGAUUCUUUCGCUUGUGGUGGGCCUGACACCUAUGUUUGGCUGGAACAAUCUGCGUCAGGUGGAGACGGCAUGGGCGGCCAACGGCAGCACUGGGGAGCCCGUGAUCAAGUGUGAGUUUGAGAAGGUCAUCAGCAUGGAGUACAUGGUCUACUUCAACUUCUUCGUCUGGGUGCUGCCGCCACUGCUCCUCAUGGUCCUCAUCUACCUGGAGGUCUUCUACUUGAUCCGAAAGCAGCUCAGCAAGAAGGUGUCGGCUUCCUCCAGCGACCCGCAGAAGUACUACGGGAAGGAGCUGAAGAUCGCCAAGUCUCUGGCCCUCAUCCUCUUCCUCUUUGCCCUUAGCUGGCUGCCCCUGCACAUCCUGAACUGCAUCACCCUAUUCUGUCCCACCUGCCACAAGCCCACCAUCCUUAUCUACAUCGCCAUCUUCCUCACGCAUGGCAACUCAGCCAUGAACCCCAUCGUCUAUGCCUUCCGAAUCCAGAAGUUCCGGGUGACCUUCCUUAAGAUUUGGAAUGAUCAUUUCCGCUGCCGGCCGGAGCCCCCCAUUGACGAGGACCUCCCUGAAGAGAAGAAGGUGGCCAGGAGCAGUACAGGGCAGGAAUCAAGGAGCAUCGGCCACCAACUCCGAGGAUUCUGCACUUUUGGCAAUGACAGGGUCAGGAUGCCUGCUCUCCUAACCCUGGGCAACCCAGGAUUGUACUUGAGAGAGAGGCAGAAGGAGUGGUCCAGAAAUCAUUUCUCACAUUUGUUUUAUUCUUCACCAGCUCCCAGGGGGGCUCCAAGCCCUGGGGAGUGUGGCUCUGUAGCGGCUGGUCUCAAGCAUCCACCAAGGGGCAGCACGGAGCCCUCCGUGCCCCAAGCGUCCCAGGAGCCUGGAGUGUAACUUCCUAUCUUCUGGGCCACCACCUUCCACGUUCCAUGUUCCACCAGCCCUCGGUGACAGACCUGGGCUGCCCUGGGGACACCAUCACUGCUACUUCUGGGCCCAAUGGAGAAGAAAGCUUCAGCUCUUGGGCGCCUUCUUUGGGGGAUGGGGUGAAGGAAACAUUGCAGAGGCCUGGAGGCGGGGUGUGGCGGGCUGGAGCCAGCCAGCAGGGACUGCCCUCCUGAGGACGGGAAGGAUCUUGCCGACCGUCAGUACCCUACGUGGCCCUGGUAUUUGGCUCACUCUGGGGGGACUUCGGAAGCUGUGGUGAAGAUGUAGCCUAGGCCUGGAGGGCUCUGGAAAGAGGAGCUCCCGCCUUGCCGAGAGCCCAGGCAGAGCCCGUUGUGGAGGGUGAGGUGGGGAGAGAGAUGCUUGUGGGGCUCCUGGGUUCUGGGUGUGAAUGCUGACUCCAGGCCUCUGCCUUUGCCGGAGGUGGGGUGUCCCUGGCUCCCAGUGGAGCCCCGUGUGACUAAUAAAAGACCGUGAACCCUC